AUGAGGGUUGGUGAUGUUCAGGUUGGGAAUACGAAUUGCGGGUUUGCACGGCAGGCGGCUAAAAGCUGUGCAACUUGGCGGUCUCAUGUCGAUCGGAUGAGGGGGGAUUAUGAAUACUACCCGAAGCCAAAAAGGCAAUUUGGGUUACACGGAAGUGGGAUCUUUACGUAG
This is a messenger RNA of Bipolaris oryzae ATCC 44560, 171 nucleotides long. RefSeq lists its product as uncharacterized. The transcript has a single exon. Bases 1 to 171 code for a protein of 56 amino acids. The record is from RefSeq and is a predicted model, not a curated record. NCBI's taxonomy places the organism in Eukaryota, Fungi, Ascomycota, Dothideomycetes, Pleosporales, Pleosporaceae.